Condylostylus longicornis is the source of this 1518-nucleotide messenger RNA. Its product is annotated as hybrid signal transduction histidine kinase M-like. Bases 1 to 1518 code for a protein of 505 amino acids. The record is from RefSeq and is a predicted model, not a curated record. The transcript has 5 exons. NCBI's taxonomy places the organism in Eukaryota, Metazoa, Arthropoda, Insecta, Diptera, Dolichopodidae.
AUGUUGCAAACAGCUGAAACAGCAACUGUUAUCGCUCCAAUUAAUUAUAAUAUAAAUACUACUAUUACAUCAGCAACAACGGUAAUAACAACAACUACAACAUCUGGUAAUAAUAAUACUGAUAGUGAUACACCAAGACGCCGUUCAACAUUUUAUGUACCAUUAGUAACACCAGAAUCAUCAAAUGAUUCAUUAAAUUAUGAAUUUAUAAUAAAAUCAUCAAUAAAACAUCAUGUUAAAUUACAACGUGAUAAUGAUAGUAGCAAUCAUAAAACACGUAACAUAACAUCAGUAAAAGCUGCUAUAAAACAAAUACAAAAUAAUUGUGAAAAUGAUAAAAGUUAUUUAAAUAAAGUUUCAUAUUUAAGUAAUUCAAAUACAACAACAACAACAAAUUCAGUAACUAAUAAUAAACAUAAUACUAAAAAUAAUAAUAGUAAUACUACACCAGUUAAGAAUAAUAUUAAUAAAACUAAAAGGUAUGGUAUCGUCUUAAAUGGUAUUAAUUUAGAUGAUGAUUGUAAUAAUGAUGGUAACAAUCAAUUACAAACAAUAGAUAAUAAUAUCAAUAAUUGUUGUCAAUCAUCAAUAUUAAAUGGCCUUAAUUAUUGUGAUGAUGAUGAUUCUGAAUUAAGUCGUAUGCAAACCAAUACUUCAACACCAAUUAAAAUGAUGAAAUCACGUUCAAGAACAAAUAUAUUAUCAGUUCCAAUUACAGAACCAAGUAUUAUAUUUACUUCAUCUAAUGUUGCUAUAGCAACUGUUACUGUUAAUAAAACAACUAUUGCACCAAUUAAAACGAAUUUAAUUGAAAAUAAAUCAAGUGUAACAAAUGCAAAAAUAAUAACAACAACAGCAGCAACAACAACAACAACACCAUCAAAAACAACCAAAGAAAAAUCAAAAACUUUACCACAAAAUUGUUCACCAUCUAUGGUGAAACAAAUUGGUUCUGGAAUAUCAACAAAUAGUACGAAACAUAUUGCUAAUAGUACUGUUAAUAUAAAUGCAACAACAGGAACAAAAACAACAACAAAAACAAUAAAAUCAUCUACAAAUAAUUUAACUAGUAAUAACAGUAAUUCUGGAAUAAUUUCAAAUACAUUCCCACCAAAGAAUUUAUUUUUAUUAAAAUCAACACCUAAAUUAUUACCAUCAUCAACAUCAUCUAUGUCAUCAUCAUCGAAUGGUACACAAAAAAGUCAUUCAUCAUCGGAUACAUCAAUUUUAUCAACGACCACAUCACCAAAUAAUCGUACAAAUAAUACCGGAUCAAAUAAUCAUAAUCAAAAUACUACCACUGCUACUACUGCUACUACUACCCAUAUAAUAUCACCACCAAAGAAAUCUUUAAGUUUUAUAAGAAGAGCACAUUCAACAAAAUUAUCUCGUAGUAAUUCAUUAUUAAAAUCUCUUACAUCAUCAACAUCAUCAGCAUCAUCAUCAUUUCGUCAUAAUAGUACAACAACAACAACAUCAUCUUCAAAUAAUACAGCUGAUACAUUAGAAAUUCUUUAA